GACGUCAAACAUUUCAAGGCGGAAUCGCGUGAGUGUUUGUCUAGUCAAACUAACACAAGUCUACACUAUUUAUUAAUUUAACAAUUAUCAUUUAAUUUUAUCAUUUAAUUAACAAUUAUGUCGAAAUUUCAUUUUAUUUUACGACCACAAACAAGAAGUUUGUUUAAAAAUGCAGUGUUUUUAAGUAAAUAUUCAACUCAAGUGCAAAAGUUAGAAAUACCACCAACGAUUACUCCCUUAGAAUUAUACAAUGAAAAAGUUCAAUCAGGUGAAUUAAAGGAAGACAAACAUCAAAGGAAAGUUUUAAAACAAUUACAGCGAGUUUUUGAAGAUAUCGAACAAUAUACACCAGCUGAAAAAACUCUAUUUAGUAGAUUUUUUUCAUCAUCAGAAAAUACAACUCCGAAAGGUUUAUACAUUUAUGGGGCUGUUGGUGGCGGAAAAACUAUGCUGAUGGAUUUAUUUUACGAAUGUUGCAACACCGAUCAAAAAAUGCGUGUACAUUUCAAUUCAUUCAUGGUAGAUGUACAUAAAAAAAUUCACGAGCUAAAAAAUCAUGAAGUAAGGGACUACACGUCAACAAAACCACAACCGUUCGAUCCCAUCCCGCCUGUUGCAGAAUCUAUUUCUCAAAAAACAUGGUUGAUUUGUUUUGACGAAUUUCAAGUAACGGACAUUGGUGAUGCAAUGAUACUGAAACGGUUGUUCAGCCAAUUGUUUGAAAACGGGGUUGUUAUGGUAGCUACAAGUAAUCGUUCGCCUGAUGAUUUGUAUAAAAAUGGAUUACAAAGAUGUAAUUUUGUACCUUUCAUCCAAAUAUUAAAGAAUCAAUGUUCUGUAGGAUCUUUGGACUCUGGUAUUGAUUAUCGGACACAAAAUUCUAGCAACAAAGAUACAAAAUACUUUGUGAAAUCUGAUUAUCCUGAUUCAGAUCCGGUUAAAACUAUUUUUAAGGUUUUGUGUGCUAAGGAAAAUGAUACUAUAAGACCAAAGACUUUCACCGUUUUAGGGCGUAAUGUAAGCUUUGAGAAGACAUGUGGACAAGUAUUGGAAUCAAGUUUCGAAGAGUUAUGCUGUCGAGCUUUAGGGGCUGUUGAUUAUUUGUACAUAUCACAAGUAUUCCACACAGUUAUUAUACGAGAUUUGCCACAGUUAAAUUUAGAAAUGAAAUCACCUGUCAGAAGAUUUAUUACAUUAAUGGAUACGCUUUAUGAUAAUAAAAUCCGGGUUGUUAUAUCAUCAGAUGUUUCUAUUAAAGAAUUAUUUAUUCGAGACAAACCUGCAGAUAUUUUGAUGAGCGACGAACAUAGGAUGCUUAUGGAUGAUUUGAAAAUUACUACGGAUUCAAAUGAUGCAGCUGCAAAUGUUUUCACUGGCGAUGAGGAAUUAUUUGCUUUUGACCGUACUGUAUCUCGAUUAUAUGAAAUGCAAACACCCGAGUAUUGGGAGCAAUGGGAUAAACAUAUUAGUUAAUAUUAACUGAAUAAUUCCUAUUCUUCGUAAGAUUUUUUGGUUUCUAAUUGAGAAAUUAGCAUGCAUAUGAAGUUUAACCAAGUUUUAAUUGUAUCCUAAAUGUACAUACAAUGCAUACGAAAAUUCACAAACGUUAUUUAUUGAAGCUGUUGAAGCCAAUUACUUAAAGGACACUGUAUAUAAGAUGGAGCUGGUCUCAAAAUUUUUUACUUUCAUUAGUGUGUUCCUAUGCAUAUGAACGACUAGGAUAUUUCCUUAUCAUUCUCAGUUCUUUUCAACAUCAUAAUUUCAUAGGAGUUCAAAAUACGAGGAAAUAAUAUUUUUCAAAUACUCUAAAAUAGAAAUUAUUUUUACAGUUAAUUCGAAAUAGUAGAAUAUAUAAUGUAAUAGUAACGCAUGUGUUCACAAAUUUGCCACACUUCAUGUCUUAUAAUUGUAUUGCUAUUAAGAUGUCAAAUACCAAUUUG
Molecule: messenger RNA, 1940 nt
Organism: Chrysoperla carnea
Lineage: Eukaryota; Metazoa; Arthropoda; Insecta; Neuroptera; Chrysopidae
Product: putative ATPase N2B
Exons: 6
Coding region: 118-1473 (451 amino acids)
Cellular component (GO): mitochondrion; cytoplasm
Molecular function (GO): ATP hydrolysis activity; ATP binding
Source: RefSeq, a predicted model, not a curated record